AGAGGUGCCAGAGAUGAAGAAGCUGUUCCACAAGUUUAACGCCUACAUGAAGGAGGAGGAGCUCCAGAGCGACCAGGUGUUCGUCAACCACACCAUCGGCCUGAUCAAACAGCUGGACGAUCUCAUCAGUCUGUUGCCCGACCCCGGGAACUUCACCCUCCUCGCCACCAGCUUCUGCUCCUUCCACGUUCGCAUCAAACCCUCCGUGGGGACCAAAUACUUCGAGCCGUUUCGAGACAAGUUCCACUUGUUUCUCAGACACUACCCUGGCCUUGAGGCAGACGACGAAGACAUCGAACUGUGGACGGAGUUCUUCAACGUCAUCUGCCAGAUCGUCAAGUCUGAGGAGGCCAAGGUGCCUCCCUCGGAGAAGGUCUCGGACAAGGGAUGUUGCGUCACAUUGUGACCGUCAGUUGGGGGAGACGGGAUGGGGCUUGAACGUGCAUGGGAUUGCUUUAUGGGAACUGACGAUGGGAAACUGGCGCUGGGAAACUGAUGCUGGGAAACUGACGAUGGGAAACUGGCGCUGGGAAAUGGCUGGGAAAUGAAAGUUUUUACCACUGCCGACCGGGACUGCGUGACGUGAAACAUGGGAGAAAUCGAAAUGUUACCGACACCAUCAGAGUUCUGACGUUGGUCAGGUACCUGCUUGAUAUUUUAUUGUGCUGGUUUCAAGGUGACCUAACUAAGGUCUAGCUCUCGGAGCUCAGCUGUAUACAGAUCACCUAACUGGUUAGCUCUCGGAGCUUAGCUGUAUGCUAAUCACCUAAUUCUUGUCUAGCUCUCGGAGCUGAGCUGUCUGAUGUAACUGUUAUUUAAAGACGAUAUUUCUCGCUUUACUGCAAGAAACGUGAUGGUCUCAGAUAAAUGUGUAGUAAUGUAAUGUUAUUUUACAGGGUGUGUAGCUACUGUCUGAGUGUGUUGGUUUGUGAAUGCCCUGAUACCUCACAGU
Molecule: messenger RNA, 952 nt
Organism: Physella acuta
Lineage: Eukaryota; Metazoa; Mollusca; Gastropoda; Physidae
Molecular function (GO): oxygen binding; heme binding
Source: RefSeq, a predicted model, not a curated record